GGCAAGGUUGGACUCUCACCUGGUUGAUGGACUAACCUCUUCCUGAGAUUACUCUCUUGGGAACAUCACCGGUCUGAGGAAGGACAUGGCCUCUGUUUCUUCCCUCCUACGAGCCUGGAUUUUGCUCUCCCUUCAUGGCUGUGUCACAAGUUAUCCUAAGCAAGCAGACUCCGCGGCAGAAGACAUAAGAAACUGUACCAUUAAUCCACCGUACUUGCCUCCCACGGUUAUUGUGACGGAUGAGCGGCUGAAGACCCUACGUGAGCACAUGAAAACCCACAAGCUGUCAGCCUAUAUUGUGCCUAACACAGAUGCACACCUGAGUGAAUAUGUCGCAGAACGGGACAAGAGACUCAGUUGGAUGACGGGCUUUUCAGGAUCAGAAGGGACUGGCGUGAUCACUCUGCAGAAAGCCGCUCUCUUCACGGACAGCCGCUAUUGGAUCCAGGCUGAACGUCAGAUGGACUGCAACUGGGAGCUGCAAAAAUCUGUGUGGAUUAACUCCAUUGGGCAAUGGAUACUCAAGGAAGUUCCCGCUGGAGAAACCAUUGGAUUGGAUCCCUUCCUCUUUUCUGUUGAUACUUGGUUCAACUAUCACCAGGUACUGGAAGGUACAAAUAGGACCUUGGAGUUCCUAGAAGUUAACCUGGUGGACCUCGUGUGGGGCAGCGAGCGGCUUCCUCCACCCACCAACACAAUCUAUCGCCUCGCAGAUGACUUCAUGGGAAGUACCUGGCAAGAGAAGGUUGCCAGUGCUCGGAAGCAGAUGGAGGAACACAGCAAGAAGCCCACAGCAAUCUUGCUCUCUGGCCUUGAGGAGACGGCAUGGCUCUUCAAUCUUCGAGGAGAUGACAUUCCUUACACCCCCGUCUUCUAUGCCUACACUCUUCUCACCAAGACAGAUAUCAGUCUGUUUGCGAACCGGAGUCGGUUGAGCAAAGAAGCACUCCAGAUGUUGACAGCAGGGUGUCCAGAAUCUCCGUGUGUGAAGGUGGAAGACUAUGAGCAGAUAGGUGCCAGCUUGAGAAAAUAUGUCCACCAAGAUGGGGUGAUCAUCUGGAUCGGAACCGAGUACACAACUCUGGGGCUUUACAAGGAGAUUCCUCAAGAAAACCUCUUAGAAGACGACUUCUCUCCUGUCAUGCUCUCCAAGGCUGUCAAGAACUCGAAGGAGCAGAAGAUGAUGGAAGCCGCUCACAUACGAGACGCCGUAGCGUUGAUCCGGUAUUUGGUGUGGCUGGAAAAGAACGUGCCCAAGAACUCAGUGGAUGAGGCGUCCGGAGCAAAUUACCUGAACACGUUACGUAGGGAAGAACUGCACUGCAAAGGGCCAAGCUUUGAGACCAUCUCAGCUAGUGGCUUGAAUGCAGCGUUGGCUCAUUACAGCCCGUCCAAUCUUACCUCUCGAAAGCUGUCUCUGAAUGAAAUGUACUUAUUGGAUUCUGGGGGCCAAUAUUUUGACGGAACCACAGACAUCACCCGGACCAUCCACUGGGGGGAGCCCACAGCUUUUCAGAAGGAAGCCUACACAAGAGUGCUGAUGGGAAAUAUCGACUUGAGCAAACUUGUCUUUCCACCCAGAUCAUCAGGAAGACUUGUGGAAUCUUUUGCCCGCCGGCCCUUGUGGGAAGCCGGGCUGAACUACGGCCACGGCACCGGUCAUGGCAUCGGCAACUUCUUGUCCGUUCAUGAAUGGCCUGUUGGGUUCCAGUCCAACAAUGUUCCUUUGGAUAAGGGGAUGUUCACUUCCAUAGAGCCUGGUUAUUAUCAUGAUGGGGAAUUUGGAAUCCGUCUUGAGGAUGUUGCACUUGUGGUACAAGCUAAGACCAAGUAUCCAGUGAAGGAAGAACCCUACCUGACCUUCAAGGUGGUGUCCCUGGUGCCCUAUGCACGGAACCUCAUCAAUGAGAGUCUCCUCUCCCGGGACCAGAUCCAGUACAUCAACAAGUACUACGAGACCAUCCGCCAGAUCAUUGGGCCUGAGCUGCAGAGACGUCAGCUGGAGGAGGAAUACCGGUGGCUGGAAAAGAACACAGAGCCUUUCUCUCACGCCUCACUGCUGGCUGCUUCUUUGGGCACCUUGGCAGUGAGCACCCUGGCUUCUGGCCUUCUGCCAGCAGCUCAACAUUGAUCCGGGAGCGCCCCACAACUUCCUUGCUACUCUGUGCCCUGUGAUCCUGCUCUCCUUGCGCGAUCCACCUCAGUCCCCGUAUCUCACCGGCCUCCAUUCUGGGCCUCUAAACAUCGCAAACAAACCUUCUUCCCCUCACAGUCGGGAUCACAAGAGUCUCCUGCCUCUGGUUCCAGGCCAGGAACUGUAUAAAUCCACUCUCUGUUUCUCUCCUUGGGAGCCCAGGUGGAGAAGAGGCUGAAAGAAGGAAGG
Protobothrops mucrosquamatus (brown spotted pit viper) is the source of this 2383-nucleotide messenger RNA. RefSeq names its product X-prolyl aminopeptidase 2 (gene XPNPEP2). Gene Ontology annotation, molecular function: metalloaminopeptidase activity. The transcript is spliced from 21 exons. The record is from RefSeq and is a predicted model, not a curated record. NCBI's taxonomy places the organism in Eukaryota, Metazoa, Chordata, Lepidosauria, Squamata, Viperidae. The coding region runs from base 86 to 2131 and encodes 681 amino acids.